UCUUCUUCUUGUUCCCUUCACUUUAAGCUCUUCUUUACUCACUCACUCACUCUCUCUCUCUCUCAAACAACCAAACUCUUCAUCUCUCUCUCGAGCAAUGGCGAAGAAGAUGAGUUCUAUCAUCAUCUUCAACAUCCUCCUCCUCCUCACAACCCAAACCCACGCACACAACGUCACGCGCCUCCUAGCAAACCACCCUUCAUUCUCCUCCUUCAGCCAUUACCUAACACAAACCCACCUCGCCGACGAAAUCAACCGGAGAACAACCAUAACCGUAUGCGCCGUCGACAACGCCGCCAUGGCAGCGUUAACCUCAAAAGGCUACACAAUCUCAACUCUCAAGAACAUCCUCUCGCUUCACGUCCUUCUUGAUUACUUUGGAACCAAAAAGCUCCACCAGAUCCGUGACGGCUCUGCUCUCGCCGCUACUAUGUUCCAAGCCACCGGAGCUGCUCCUGGAACCACCGGAUUCGUUAACAUUACGGAUCUGAGAGGUGGUAAAGUCGGGUUCGGUCCUGACGGCGGAGAUCUGUCUUCUUUCUUUGUUAAAUCUAUUGAAGAGGUUCCUUACAACAUCUCUAUCAUUCAGAUCAGUAGAGUUUUACCGUCGGAGACUGCGGCGGCUCCGACUCCGGCUCCGGCGGAGAUGAACCUCCUUACUGUACAGAACGAUGGAGAGAAAGUUACGCUCAAGACAAGGAUCAACACUGUCAAGAUCGUUGAUACUCUCAUUGACGAGCAGCCUUUGGCUAUUUAUGCCACGGAUAAGGUUUUGUUGCCUAAAGAGCUUUUUAAGGCUUCGGCUGUUGAAGCUCCGGCUCCUGCUCCGGCACCAGAGGACGGAGAUGUUGCGGAUUCUCCAAAACCAGCUAAAGGUAAAGGGAAAGGGAAGAAGAAGAAGGCUGCACCGUCGCCUGAUGAGUCGGCUUUUGGUGACUCGGAUUCGCCUGCGGAAGGGCCUGAUGGAGAGGCUGAUGAUGCUACCGCUGAUGAUGCUGGUGCUGUUAGGAUCAUCGGAGGAGCUAAGGCUGGUUUAAUGGUGAGCUUGCUCUGCUUGUUUGCUUCUUCUUGGCUUCUAUAGUUCCACUUCUUGUUUCUUCUAUGUUCUUUUGUGAAUCUUUUAUUUAUGGCUUUUGGGGGAAAGUAAAUGAGGAUUAUUUAUUUCCCCCAAUUAUUGAGUUUUUUUUUUUUCUUUUUUUAAAUUUUAAAAUUUGGUUGUCGAAUUAAUUUUAGUCGGUAGCUUAUAUAUUUUGUGUGUUCUUGUUUCACGUGUUUGUUUAGUUUAUGAUGUAACGAAUGGGUCUUGGGGAAAACUUAAUACUCUUAUCUUCUGCAACUUGUGUUUUGCUUUGCUCCA
This is a messenger RNA of Camelina sativa (false flax), 1357 nucleotides long. The record is from RefSeq and is a predicted model, not a curated record. NCBI's taxonomy places the organism in Eukaryota, Viridiplantae, Streptophyta, Magnoliopsida, Brassicales, Brassicaceae.